UGAAUAAUUACUAUAUUAAAGAAAAUAUGUUAAAACAUCAAACUAUUGAUAUCACAUUAAAGGAUUUCAAAACAUAUACAAUUUUUACAAUCGAAUUUCAUCGUGUUGAAACUCCUUUUAUUAUUGGAAUUUGGAUAUUCUUUGCAAGUGUUGCUAAAAUUGGGUUUCAUAUGGCACCGAAUUUAAAUAAAAUUUUUCCUGAAUCAUGUCUGCUCAUUGUAGUGGGAGUUGUUGUCGGAUUAUUCUUAUUUCAAACAAAUAAUGUACAUAUGUCACCAUUAACACCGGAUACAUUCUUUCUAUAUAUGCUUCCUCCUAUAAUCUUAGAUGCUGGGUACUUUAUGCCUAAUCGAUUAUUUUUUGAUCAUCUCGGAACAAUUUUGUUAUUUGCAGUAAUUGGGACUAUUUUUAACACAUUAUCAAUCGGUUUAUCUUUAUGGCUAAUGGGAAGAAGUGGAUUAUUUUCAUGUGAGACACCUGUACUUGACAUGCUUUUAUUUGCGGCUUUAAUAAGUGCAGUUGAUCCGGUUGCAGUAUUAGCAGUAUUUGAAGAAAUUCAUGUUAAUGAAAUUUUGUAUAUUGUUGUAUUCGGAGAGAGCCUUUUAAAUGAUGCCGUGACAGUUUUCAAUGGAUGUAUGUUAUGAUGAAGGCCCUGUCUAUACCAAACUUUUAUUACGUGCCAAUGCUAUGGAUCGUGAAUGAAGUAUAUAUUUAUGCGUGUGUUGAUUGGGCAAUUGUGUGUUUGAGUGUGUUGAUUGGCAAGUUUGACGGGCAAACUUACGCGCUCUCGAACUAAAACUUCGAAACCAUACAGGCCCUCCAACAGUCGAUACAAGUGACGCAAUACGUCAAUUGCAUUGUCAAGGCCAGACAACAAUAUAUCGAAUAAUCGACUAUAAAUACAUUUUCAUCAAGUCCUUCAAAGUUCGAAGGCUUGUCAUUUAUGACUCUUGCGUCUGACUAGUCCUUUCUACUGUUCCCAUUAUAACUAAAGAUAUAAUUGAUUACGUACCAAUUUCCAUCAAAACUUCUUACACUCUAUCAAGUAUAGUUAUUUCAUCUGUCCACCAUACUUGAUUCAAACACCAUCUCAUGCUACCUCGUGAGCAUUAUUGACUACACAGGCUAAUGUUUACAUCAGCAUAAUCACAAUUUUCAAGAUACACAGUAAUAUCCAUAGAAUCCACAAUAAUCAAGAACACAAGAAAACAUCCUCAUUACUACAAUAGAAUAAUAUUCUCUCUCAACAAC
Ceratosolen solmsi marchali is the source of this 1251-nucleotide messenger RNA. RefSeq names its product sodium/hydrogen exchanger 3-like. Lineage: Eukaryota; Metazoa; Arthropoda; Insecta; Hymenoptera; Agaonidae. Gene Ontology annotation, molecular function: sodium:proton antiporter activity; potassium:proton antiporter activity. Gene Ontology annotation, cellular component: plasma membrane. The record is from RefSeq and is a predicted model, not a curated record. The transcript is spliced from 4 exons. Bases 27 to 644 code for a protein of 205 amino acids. Gene Ontology annotation, biological process: potassium ion transmembrane transport; regulation of intracellular pH; proton transmembrane transport.